Messenger RNA from Acanthopagrus latus (yellowfin seabream), 4510 nucleotides. RefSeq names its product guanine nucleotide binding protein (G protein), alpha transducing activity polypeptide 2 (gene gnat2). The record is from RefSeq and is a predicted model, not a curated record. Gene Ontology annotation, biological process: adenylate cyclase-modulating G protein-coupled receptor signaling pathway; detection of chemical stimulus involved in sensory perception of bitter taste. Bases 59 to 1111 code for a protein of 350 amino acids. Gene Ontology annotation, molecular function: GTP binding; G protein-coupled receptor binding; GTPase activity. Gene Ontology annotation, cellular component: heterotrimeric G-protein complex; photoreceptor outer segment; photoreceptor inner segment. The transcript is spliced from 9 exons. NCBI's taxonomy places the organism in Eukaryota, Metazoa, Chordata, Actinopteri, Spariformes, Sparidae.
ACAGACAACCGUCAAAAUUUCUUUCCUUGAGGAUCUUGAGUUAGCGGAGGAAGAAAGCAUGGGUGCGGGAGCCAGCGCGGAGGACAAAAAGUCCAAGGAGUUGGAAAAGCAACUCCAAGAGGAUGCUGAUAAGGACUCUAAAACAGUCAAGCUAUUACUGCUUGGCGCUGGUGAGUCAGGAAAGAGCACCAUUGUAAAACAAAUGAAGAUUCUGCAUCAAGGUGGUUACACAAAAGAGGAGCAGUUGGAGUUUCGAGCGAUCAUCUAUGGCAACAUCCUGCAGUCUGCUCUGGCUAUCAUCAGAGGCAUGGAGAUGCUGGGCAUUGAUUUUGGCUCGCCCUCUGGACAGGAGGAUGCACAGAAGCUGCAGAACUUGUCAGACUCCAUUGAAGAAGGCACGAUGCCCUCUGAGCUGGCUGACGUCAUCAAGAAGCUGUGGGCUGACUCCGGCGUGCAGGCCAGCUUUGAGAGAGCUGCUGAGUUCCAGCUGAACGACUCUGCUGGCUACUACCUCAAUGAAAUGGAGAGAAUCUGCAAGCCAGACUACCUCCCCACCGAGCAGGAUGUGCUGCGAUCUCGAGUCAAAACAACUGGUAUCAUCGAAGAACAGUUCUCCUGCAAAGAGUUGCACUUCAGGAUGUUUGAUGUGGGCGGCCAGAGGUCAGAGAGAAAGAAGUGGAUCCAUUGUUUCGAAGGUGUGACCUGCAUCAUCUUCUGCGGAGCCCUCAGCGCGUACGACAUGGUGCUGGUAGAGGACGACGAAGUGAACCGCAUGCACGAGUCCCUCCAUCUAUUCAACAGUAUCUGCAACCACAGAUUCUUUGCACUGACCUCCAUCGUGCUUUUCCUCAACAAGAAGGAUCUCUUCGAAGAGAAGAUCAAGAAAGUCCAUCUGAGUAUCUGCUUCCCAGACUAUGAUGGCCCAAACUCGUACGAAGACGCCAGCAACUACAUCAAGUUGCAGUUCUUAGAGCUGAACAUGAAGAAGGGUGUGAAAGAAAUCUACUCCCACCUGACGUGUGCCACGGACACAAAGAACGUCGAGAUUGUGUUCAACGCUGUGACGGACAUCAUCAUCAAAGAAAACCUUAAAGAUUGCGGUCUUUUCUAAGCAGCUCCAGACUUAAAAAAAGAACCUCCUUUCCUACCUUAACCCCUCACAUAUUGGCAUUAACUGAGAAGUGUACUGAUGGAGCCCAGAGGAUCCUCAGAUUGACGUGUUCAUGCCAUCGCUUCCAUGCCAAGUCCUGGUCCUUGACUGCUCCUAGCACAUCACCAUCUCCAACCGUACCUCUCUGCAACACAGUGCGCGUCCAGCUGGGCUGAAACAACCAUCAAGUCACCGUAUUGUUGUUGUGGACAUAGAGCGUUCUACCAAGAUUCUUCAGUUUUUCUUAAGUACAGUAUUUGUCUCCUGCCAGAAGCUGCUGGUUUGAAGGUUUGAAGAUGAAAUAGUUGCUCAUUCGAUCCUCGUUGCUUCCUUUUGACUACUAUGUUGUGAGUUAUAUUUACUAUUAAACCAAGCUCUGUAAAAUAAAUAAAACAAUUAAAUCUGGGGGAAAAUAUCAAUAUGUUUUGAAUAGCAACAUCGAAACCUUGUUUUUGUUUUUGAGUACAGUAGUCGCUGUGGUCUUGAUAUUUAAAUUGUAAAAAGUUGCUGCGCAAAUAUCUCAGAUAUUCCCAGUGCUUGCAGUGUGUCAAGAUUACAAACCAAAUUGUACAUGUAUCUAAUCUAAAUAGUGUUAAUGUAUUCAAUUCACUUAACAUUUUAAUGUGAUGAACAUGGUAGAGGAACUUUGUACAUAAACGUAGAUAAUUCAAUAUAUUUUGAAAGAUAAAUCUGUAUGGAAAUAUAUGAGAGAGAGGGAAACAUUAGAGGGAUGAUGCUUUAUUGUGAAAAGGGAAUGAAAAUCUACUGAGUAUGUCCUUUCUUAUGAAAUGUAGCGGCAUGAAAUAAAGAUGCAUUAACUUCACUUGCGUGUCUGUUUCUUUGCUGCAGAAUCACACCAUCACUCACUGAAUAAUGUAAAUCCAUUCGGAGAAACAGGACCGUCGGAGCUGAGCAAUAACCUCAGGCUGUUACUUGUUGGGGACAAAGCUGCUGUUAUAUAAGUUCCCUGUUCGAGAAACAGAGGGGAAAUGGCAGCGUAUGGAAGUCCACUGACAAUAAAUCUAUUGAGAGAGCAAAGCAAAUUAACCAUGUAAUUAAUCGGCAGGUUGAGAUUUACCGUACGAGUGUGAACGGACAGAUUCAUGAAUCAUGAAUGGAGCUGACACAGAGGAACUGUACCAGUGGAUCUGAAUGAGCACUGAAUCUCCUUUGUUAAAGCUGUUUUUUUUUUUAAACUAUAUAACUGUAUUAUUUGUGUUGAAUGCAAAUUCUGAGUGGAAUUAUGUAAAUCCCCUGCAUCUGUUCUGGAUGUCAGCUGUCACGGUGGGUGAGAAGCUAGCUUUGUUACAUCAGGCAUGAGGCACAGUCUACUUAAAUGGCUGUAGGUAAAUGUCAGCAGACCUUAAAGCAACAUUAUAACUUGUCUUUGAGUGGAACACAAUUAUCAUUAAAACAAAUCCCACAUGUAAUGCUACAGUGCUACACGGAAGUAGCCUACCUGGAUGUCAACCUUGAUUCCACGCUAUCAUUUCAAUCACACAUAAAAUCCAUCACAACAUCAGCUUUUUAUCAUCUCAAAAACAUCUCCAGACUCCAGCCCUCCCUCCCUGAACCGGUGGCUGAGACCCUCAUCCAUGCCGGCCUUCAUCACCUCCCGCCUGGACCACUGUAAUGGAGUCCUGUCCGGGCUCCCUUCCAAAACCCUGGACAGGCUCCAGUAUGUGUGGAACUCUGCUGCCAGGGUGCUCGACCGCACCAAACCCUGGCAUCACAUCACCCCCAUUCUCAUCCUUCACUGACUCCCAGUUAAAUCACGCACCACUUACAAAAUUCUCCUCCUGACCUAUAAAUCUCUCUAUUCCCUCGCCCCCCAACUCUCUGUCUGACCUCCUCAACCCAGUAUCGGACGCUGCCCUCGUCAUGCACACACCAGAUCUCCAUCCCUCACACCACACUACAAACCCUCUGCAACAGACUUCAGCAUUUCUAUUUCUUUAACUUGUAUGUAUUUUCUGUUUAUACAUUUAUUCCUUAUUCUUUAUCUCUUUGUUUUUCAUUUGCCAAGUGCUGCACACAACUCAGAUCAGUGAAAAUAAGAUAACCUGAACUGGAGACACCAACACCUUGUAAUGACAUGCUACAUGCUAAACCUCUGUCAGAAUGGGAUGACCUAGCAUUUGAUCAAAAACAAGCACGUUGGGAACUUGGCUAACUCAGCCAAUUCUUGUCUCCUACCUCCCACUUAGACACUUUUUCUUUUCUUAGCUUGCUCCCUACUAAGUUCCGUUGCCUGUCCCCAGUUCUGAUGCCCAUUCCAGCCCCGAACUUGACAAACUCCUCCUCCGCGGGGCCCAAAUCCCCUGAGAUAGAGUUAACUUUUAGCUGCAGUAUGCAGCAGUUACAUGUUGCUUUUAGGAAAAUCAGAGAGUCGAGCCAGAGCAGCUCUAGGACAUCUAAAUAUAUUAUCUAGUUUCACCAAAAUCAGUUUUAAUCUGUGCAAAGCUACCUGCCCACCGAAGGUACACAACUAUCAUUCGGGAAUGAAAUAUGUACUGUACUGUAGUAUUAAUCAGCAGCUGAAAUAGAACCCAACUAUAUGUACUAUUAAUCCUAACACUGGCUAAAAACUGCAGUACCCAGCUAUUUCAGGUAAUUCAUAGCCUUUCCUUUUUCAUUUGAGUUCUUACAGAAUUACGUCUUCAGUAUGACCUAAUGGACUUGAGGCUGAACACCACAGACAGGCCAGGGUCGUCAUCAAGAAUUUGUUUUCGGUCUCUGGAAAAAGAAAUAUAAAAUACAACCAGACUUCAAAACUGACCAUGCAAAAAUUUAAAAUUUGGACCCUCGAAAAGUAAAAAAAAAAUCUGUUCUGUGAUGCUGACAUGUUGACUUGAAGAUUGAUUAUAGUUGAAUUCAUGUUGGACCUUACUGAUAAACUUCCAUUGGGUGUUAUACUACAAAGGUAACAUACGCGGUAGAAUAACAAGGACAUAUUGGUGAGCAGCGGUGCGUGCAGCAGCUGGAACACAAUGAGCAGAUGUGUCCCUGAAGUCUAAAAAUACUGUUUCCAAUGUGCUUGACCUCCUUCCAUGCAUAGUGUAGCAUGUGGUGUAGGUGAGACUGGGCCUCUAUAAACCUGCAAGGUGGAAAACGUGGGUGGUUUAGGCUCUCAAAUUGAAAGGAAAGAAAAAGGAAGACAACUUUGUGCCAUCAUUUAAUGAUGUUAAAAUGAACCAAUACAACUGCAAGAAAUGUAAAGAGAGAGCUAUACAUGGAAAUUGUUAAUGUUUUCUACUUUUCUGUGCAGGAAAAUGACUGAUUUCACCCAAACUGUGCUCCACUACCGUAUCUAACAGCAUCAGAUUAUUUUUUAUGUGAUGGCUACAGCCAAAAAAAAAA